Molecule: messenger RNA, 1521 nt
Organism: Iphiclides podalirius (scarce swallowtail)
Lineage: Eukaryota; Metazoa; Arthropoda; Insecta; Lepidoptera; Papilionidae
Source: the annotation of a GenBank genome assembly
AUGCUGGCGAAACUAUUGGUAUUGGGUCUCGUGGCGUACGCGUCGGCGGCAGUGAAGAUGCAGGAGGUGUUUUCGUGGAAUGUCAUGGAUUGGAACUAUCCGGACGAGUACUUAAAGCAGGAAGCCUUAGUCACCGGCUCCCUGAUCCCGGAGAACGCUCUCCCAGUGGGCAUCGAGAGGUGGAGGAACAAGCUCUUCGUCAGCGUGCCACGAUGGAGGCCCGGUAUCCCUGCAACUUUGAACUAUAUCCCUCUGGACGCUCCUCAUGAACAAUCACCGAAACUGAAUCCCUACCCUAGUUACAAAGGUAAUGAAUUGGGCAACUGCGACACUGGACUGAAUACUGUAUACAGGAUCAAGGCAGAUAAAUGCGAUCGUCUUUGGGUUUUAGAUGUAGGAACCUAUGGAUAUGAUCCCAAUGUUACCAACCUUUGUCCAUAUUCAUUGAACGUUUACGAUCUAAACACUGAUACUCGCAUACGGCAGUACGUUUUCCGACCCGAAGAUAUCGUACCAUCAACGUUCAUUGCGAACAUUGCUCUUGACGAGGGUGCAACUUGUGAAGACACCUUUGCUUACUUCUCCGACGAAUUGGGAUAUGGCCUCAUCGCUUAUUCCUGGCAAGAGAACAGAUCAUGGAGAUUCAGCCACAGCUACUUUAUGCCCGAUCCCCUGGUUGGUGACUUUAACAUUGCAGGUCUUAAUUUCCAAUGGGGAGCAGAAGGUAUCUUCGGUAUAACAGCGUCACCUGUUAGAGCAGACGGAUUCAGAACACUCUAUUUCAGCCCUCUGUCAAGUCACACUGAGUUCGCUGUUUCCACAAGGAUUUUAAGAGAUGAAACAAAGGUGAAAGGUGGCUCCUUUAACGACUUCAAAGUCGUUGGAGUACGAGGGUCCAAUGGGCAUACCACGUCGAAGGUUAUGGACGACUCUGGAGUUCAACUCUAUAAUCUGAUUGAUCAAAACAGCAUCGGCUGUUGGAGCUCGCACCUACCGCUCAAGCCUCAAAAUACUGCCGUAGUGGACAAGGACGACGUGGGUCUAGUCUUCCCCUGUGACGUAAAGAUAGACGAUGAGAAAAACGUUUGGGUGAUUUCCGACCGUAUGCCUGUGUUUUUGGAAUCGGAAUUGGAUUACAGUGAUAUCAAUUUCCGAAUUUACACCGCCCCUCUCUACAACCUCAUUCAAGGGACAGUGUGCGAACCACCCUCAACGAUUAUGCCCACUGUUGGUCCAAUGCCACUCAUGAACACAAAAAUAAUCGAGCAAACUCCUCUAUAUGGACUCUCCCUGAAUCUGCCCCCGAUUCCUGUACAGCCUUCAUAUUAUACAUCGGUCUCCUUGAACGGUCAACGGUUAAGAUCGUACAACCAGGCGCCUUUGAGUGCUUCUUCGAUGGCAAGUUUCCUCGAUGUUCCUAGACAAACCUCAUAUUCAAUGUCUAGAAAAGCCAAUUUGAACGGUUUUAAUAAGCCUUGGUGGCAGAGGGGCAAAUACGAGGUCCGUGAACGCGGCCAAUAU